Molecule: messenger RNA, 3626 nt
Organism: Candoia aspera
Lineage: Eukaryota; Metazoa; Chordata; Lepidosauria; Squamata; Candoiidae
Gene: CSNK1G3
Product: casein kinase 1 gamma 3
Exons: 17
Coding region: 991-2550 (519 amino acids)
Biological process (GO): peptidyl-serine phosphorylation; signal transduction; endocytosis
Cellular component (GO): plasma membrane; cytoplasm; nucleus
Molecular function (GO): protein serine/threonine kinase activity; ATP binding
Source: RefSeq, a predicted model, not a curated record
UGAGGCUAGUGAGGCGGGGCGAGAGGAACAAGCGAGGGAGCUCUGUUGCAUCUCAUCGCCGCAGCCAGCCCCGGAACAACUUCCGCAGCCGGCUUCUUGCUGAAUCGGAAGCUCUGUCCAGGUUUCGCUGGGCUAAUUUUUUCCGCAGGCCGGAGGGACGGACGAGAGGGAACCAGAAGGACGACGGCCGCGCUGCUCAUAGUCGCCCGGACUCGGUCCAGAAAGCCUUCCCCCUCCUCUCGCCGGCCGGAGGCAGCGCAGACUCCUCCCCUUCCCUCUUUUUCCCACCCUCCCCCGUAACCGCAGCAGCAGCAGCAGCAGCGCCACCUUCCCUCCUUCCUUUCCCGGGUUCCUGCUGCCCCCGAGCCCGAGAGGCACCUGCACCUCCCCGCCACGGCUAGAGAAGGGCAAGGCCGGAGUCGGCCGCAGUUCCUCCUCCAAGCGCGCGUGCAGUGGAAAGGAUUAUGUGUGCAUAAUACAUGAGGGUUGAACUCUCAACGCGCACGCAUCUGCUGUUCCUUGCGAAGGAGUGUUAAUGCGAAGGGAAGAUUGGGGAGGUGAGGGAAAGGCUUCGCAGUUUGGCUGCUCCUCCAGCCCCAAAGCAGAAGAGAAUUGGCAGCAUGAUCCUUUUCCAAUGAGGAACCAGGCUCGGCAGACAAGAUUUAUUAACACGAUGCCAUGCACAAAUAAAGCAGUAUACAGCUUGUGAUGAGAAAAUAUGAAAAAAGUGGAACAUUUCCUUGGAGGCACUUUAAACAGUAAAUGGUGCUGAUAGAAGAUCUACGGAGAUUUUGCUCUAAGAGUUACCUGUGAAAAACACUUUGCGAAUGGGAUGAAUACGCAAAGAGUGACUGCCUGCAGCAGCUUCAUAACUCAUAGUAACUAAGUGGAGCACUUAACUAAGGAUGUUUUCAUUUCUACUUUACCCCAUUUGACUUUGCUUGUUUUGAUUGGGGGAAGAAGUUCAAAGUGGAGUACCAUAAACUUGAUAUGGAUAAAAAAAAAGACAAAGACAAACUGGAUGAUAGAAUGGCAAGGCCUAGUGGACGCUCAAGUCACAAUCUACGAGGUAGCAGCUCAUCAAACUCUGGUGUGUUAAUGGUUGGACCUAACUUCAGAGUUGGAAAGAAAAUUGGUUGUGGCAAUUUUGGAGAGCUACGAUUAGGAAAAAAUUUGUAUACUAAUGAAUAUGUGGCAAUUAAACUGUGUUAUAUUACUGUAGAUCUUGGCUUUCAAAAUGGAAAUUUUUGGUUUCUCCAGGAGCCAAUGAAGUCAAGAGCACCACAACUGCACUUGGAAUACAGAUUCUACAAGCAGCUAGGGUCUGGAGAUGGAAUACCUCAGGUUUAUUAUUUUGGCCCUUGUGGCAAAUAUAAUGCCAUGGUGCUGGAACUACUGGGACCUAGUUUGGAAGAUUUAUUUGACUUGUGUGAUAGGACAUUUUCCUUGAAAACUGUACUUAUGAUAGCCAUACAAUUGAUUUCCCGAAUGGAAUAUGUUCAUUCAAAGAACUUAAUAUACAGAGAUGUAAAACCUGAAAACUUCUUAAUAGGACGACCAGGAAACAAAACUCAACAAAUUAUUCAUAUUAUAGAUUUUGGUUUGGCAAAAGAGUACAUAGAUCCAGAAACAAAGAAGCACAUACCAUAUCGAGAACACAAAAGCCUUACAGGAACUGCUAGAUACAUGAGUAUAAAUACACAUUUAGGAAAAGAACAAAGUAGAAGAGAUGAUUUGGAAGCUUUAGGUCAUAUGUUCAUGUAUUUUUUAAGAGGCAGCCUUCCCUGGCAAGGCUUAAAGGCAGAUACAUUGAAAGAACGGUAUCAGAAAAUUGGAGAUACAAAGAGAGCAACUCCUAUAGAAGUACUAUGUGAAAACUUUCCAGAAGAAAUGGCUACAUAUCUUCGUUAUGUGAGAAGGCUAGAUUUCUUUGAAAAACCAGAUUAUGACUACUUAAGAAAGCUCUUUACGGACUUGUUUGAUCGGAAAGGUUAUAUGUUUGAUUAUGAAUAUGACUGGAUUGGUAAACAACUGCCUACUCCAGUGGGUUCCAUCCAUUCAGAUCCUGCGAUAACUUCCAAUAGAGAAGCACAUCCGCACAGAGAUAAGAUGCAGCAGUCCAAAAAUCAGUCAACAGACCACAGGGCAGCUUGGGACCCCCAUCAGGCCAAUCCCCAUCACUUGAGAGCUCACCUGGCAGCUGACAGACAUGGUGGCUCGGUUGUAAGCUCAACAAAUGGCGAACUCAACACUGAUGAUCCUACUGCUGGCCGUUCAAAUGCACCCAUCACAGCCCCUACCGAAGUAGAAGUUAUGGAUGAAACCAAUUGUUUUGCCCAUCGAUUUGUCAUUUUAAAGGGAAAACAACAAUUUCAGGUGCUGCUGUUUCUUCAAGCGAAGAAAAAGGAAAACUAUUCAACGUCACAAAUGACUUUGGAGGAAGGCAGACGUUGUCCCUCUGGUGGUACUACAUUUGCAAACUUACCAUUUAAUAUUAUUACAAAUAUCAUAGAAUCACUGCCUGGUGGUACUAAGACAGAAGCUAGAUGAAUCAUCUGAAGACAAAGCCUAAAUGCUGUGGUUUCUAAGGGAGGAAGCGUAUCAGUGUUUGUAAAAUCUGGGCUUUACAAUCUGCUUUUGUUGUACCUCUAAUUGAGAUGCAGUGUAGUUAAAGUGGCAGUAGUGUUCGUACCGAAAUGCAAAUAUUCGUAUAAUACAAGUUGUGCUUCCAGUUAUGUACGACAUCAGUGCUGAAACAUCAACUGAAAGUUGCUUAAGGGUUAUAAAACCACACUACUAGGAAAUAACUGCAAACAGGUGGAGUGGGAAAUCACAAAAUUGUUAAUCAAAAGUUAUUGUUGAACGACAAUUUAAAAACAAAGGUCUGGAUGUGCCAAGUAAUAAAAUGAGGUCUGUAUAUUAUUGAUUUGAGAAGAGAAAUGGAAGUGGGUUGAACAUAAUACUUCCUUUAAUGAAUGUUAGCUUGUGGUUUAUGAUUGCCGCUGGGGGUUUCUAGAAUAUUCUUACAUUUCAACAAAAUACUGCAUCACUAAAAUACAGUUGAUUGGAUUGAUUAGGUACUUUCCCGAUAACUCCCUAAAGUGCCUGUAUUAUGAAAUAACAGUUCACUACAAAAGGCAGUCAUUUCUCCUCCUCCUCCCCCCCUCAGUUUGCUUUGUUUAAACCCAUAAUGACAGAGGUGUGUGUUUGUCAUGUUAAGCUGCCAGUAUCGUAAGGAUCUGAGUAAAGGAGGUAAAGUGGCUAGACAGAUUUGUUGACCAAAACUCCAAUUAUGUGUCUUCUUUUAAAAAGGGUUUCCUAGAGCUAAUUUUUGUCUAUCAGUGCAUGCCUUUGGGCAUAAUUAUUUAUUUUUAAUAUCUUAUGGUAACAUUCAAAAUGUGUAUUAAUUGAUAAAUGCACACCAGUUGAAUUCAUUAUUGCAUUUACAGGGAUUGUUUUAUAAUUUAUUUUUCUUAACUGCCAAACUGCAGUGUUUUGUCUUGAAUUAGGCGCACAUAAUGAACACUUUGUGCAGAUCUGGUCAUUGUUAAUCACUGUUGCUGUUAAUAAUUGUAAUAAAUCCUUAAUCUAUGAACUUGAUCUGACCAAUAAAAGCGUAAACUAGA